Messenger RNA from Polyodon spathula (Mississippi paddlefish), 3713 nucleotides. Its product is annotated as Krueppel-like factor 7. Bases 105 to 995 code for a protein of 296 amino acids. The transcript is spliced from 4 exons. Gene Ontology annotation, biological process: regulation of transcription by RNA polymerase II. NCBI's taxonomy places the organism in Eukaryota, Metazoa, Chordata, Actinopteri, Acipenseriformes, Polyodontidae. Gene Ontology annotation, molecular function: RNA polymerase II cis-regulatory region sequence-specific DNA binding; DNA-binding transcription factor activity, RNA polymerase II-specific. The record is from RefSeq and is a predicted model, not a curated record.
UUUUUUGUUUGUUUGUUUUUUUAAUUUCUGUAUUUUUAUUCUUGAAUAAGUGGGUUAUCAUUUUUGGAGAUCUAAAGAUUGCUUUGUGACUGUCAAGCGUCAACAUGGACGUGUUAGCAAAUCACAGUAUUUUUCAAGAGCUGCAGCUCGUGCACGACACCGGCUACUUCUCCGCUUUGCCUUCCCUGGAAGAGAACUGGCAGCAGACAUGCCUGGAGCUGGAGCGCUACCUGCAGACGGAGCCCAAGAAAUUCACAGACCCCUUCGAUGAAGACUUGGACUGCCUCUUGACGCCUUCCUUCAUGAAGGUUGAAGUCGAGGACCCCCAGGACCACUUACUGCUCUCGGAGCAGCCUAGCCCCACGGGACUCAUCUCCCAGGACAAGGUCCUGCUGAAGGUACCCCUGAGUCUCCAGACAGUGGACUCCAUGACCAAAGAGGCGUGUGCCGGCACUGGUGGAGGCGUGAACGCAGCCCAGCUCAGCGCCGUCACCUCCCUCACCCCACCCUCCUCCCCUGAGCUCGGUAGGCACCUCAUCAAACCCGCGCAGACGCUCACGGCCACUGCCGACGGCACGCUCACACUCAAACUGGUGACGAAGAAGAUCGGUACAGGGGCUGCCAAGGUGGUCGCUGAGGCAGUGCUACCCUCCCCAACGAAAGGGGCGCAGAGUGACGGGGAGCAGGGGGCCGCUGGUGGCAGAACAGCUGAAACUACCCCCGAAAACAAGAAGCGGGUCCAUCGCUGCCAGUUCAACGGCUGCCGCAAGGUUUACACAAAGAGCUCCCACCUGAAAGCACAUCAGAGGACACACACGGGGGAGAAGCCUUACAAGUGUUCAUGGGAGGGCUGCGAUUGGCGCUUUGCACGGAGCGACGAGUUGACGAGGCACUACAGGAAGCACACUGGAGCCAAACCGUUCAAGUGUAACCACUGUGACAGGUGUUUCUCCCGGUCCGACCAUCUGGCUCUUCACAUGAAGAGACAUAUCUGAGGAAGAACUCUCUAUAUAUAUAUAUAUAUAUAUAUAUAUAUAUAUAUAUAUAUAUAUAUAUAUAUAUAUAUAUAUAUAUAUAUAUAUAUAUAUAAAUUCCAGAGGAAGCUGCAGACAGUUCUGCACAGCCGGAAGGAGCCCCGAACACAUCUUGAAGAGCACAGAAUUCACUCGGCUUGUCCUGUCUUGAGGCAGGAGAGUAACAGAAGAAAGAAAGAGUAAGAGAAGAGAGCUGGAAAAAGAGAGCAUACAAACCUUAACUCUUUUAUUUGAUUGGUCAUGCCUUACCCAGCCUGGUGCUGGAGUCAGACACUGCCAAACGAUUGCUGAAACAAUCACGCCUCGUUUAUUUGGCGGUGUUCGUGUUGCUAUGGAAACCCAAGAGGGUUGCAUUGAUUAUCUGCCAUUGCAUAUGACCUUCAUUUAAAUUGUCCCCAGUUUUUUUUUUGUUUUUUUUACUUGGAGGUGAAAUGUGGAAAAACUAAUAAGCCAAAACAGAAAACAAAUAAAAAACUGACAGCCAAACGUGAUCCCCCUAACGCUUUGGGCAAUGUCUUAAAACUCUGUGAAGUGUACUUCUUGUAGUGGCCCCUACUAACCCUCCACCUCUGCUCUCUCCGAUCCGGAGGUGUGUUAUUGCUUUCCACGCCAGCGACCUUAAAGGCACCUGACUGUGCAGUGACACUUUGUUGCCUCUUCUUCUGAUCUGAAAUGUCUUAAAACUCACAAAAAAGGUUGCUUUAUUUGUGUGUACAUCUACAGACAACAUGCUACAGUAUGCAAAUCCAGUAGCUGCAAGCACUAACUUCAACGUAGAAAAAAAAAAAAAGAAAAGAAAAGGCUUCAUGAUGGUCUAAAAAGGAGAGGGGAAAAAAAGCCUGGUUUCCUUAAAAGAAUUUCAAAUGUAUACCGGUACGUACCUCUCACGACUUUACCUUCUGGAUUAGGCCUCAUUCUUGAAAAUUUGAAACGUGUGUUUGCAAACUUGAGAGCUCUGAUGCGUCCUUCCUGGAACUGCAGUCUGUCUUAGGAGGCCUUCUGCCCACAGUGAACUGCCUUUCAACGUUCUACAUGGCCAAACUUUGCAACAAGCAAGCCCAGGAACGCAGGAUGCUUUGGGCCACACAUACUUUGCCCAUCUACCCGUCAAAUGCACUGACUUUUUAAAUGUUAGCUGUGCUUUUUUUCUCUAUAAUACAAAAUCAAUUUAAAAAAGACAAACAACAAUAAAAGUUUUUUUUCUUUCUUUAAAGAAAAAAAAAAAGUACCCCAUUUGAUCACUGCGUGGCAGAGCCCCAGGUUACAGAAUGAUCAGUUCUGAAGUCAAACUUGUCACUGUAAACACUUGGUAGAAAUGGUUUGAAUCAGAUUGAGAUCUCUCUCUGGUCUCAUAUUCAGCAACCCUUCCAAGGCAUCUAUGGGCCUCUGCAAUGAGAGUCACCUCCAGAACUUUGUCUUUGUUAAGUACAUAACGAAGACUAUUGACGAUUUCCCAGUCAGACUCUUAAUUAAGACUUCUUACGGCCGCAUACAAACCACACCUUGGAAGCGAUGGCAGCCAGUGGUCGUCUGCUGCUGCUGCUGCAUACAGCACACUUCAAACACUGGCACUAAAGAGAAAGAGCUAACGCAAUUGUUUCCGCACUUCCAAUCAUGAAACUGAACUCUCCCAUCUUGACAGUGUUGAAGAUUUGAAGUAAUCGUAGUCUGGUUCCUACAUAAACAUGCUUUUUAAAGUUCACAAAUGUUUUAUAUUAGCUCCCCAAAAGAAAGUUGCAUUUGUAAAACCACAUAACCUAUGAACAAUCAGUUUUGGAGCCAAGUUUCUUUUGUUGCUGUGGUUUGUUUUUUUUGGAGGGCAGCAGGAUUGAGUUAAAUAUGGAGCAUGUGUUAUUUCACAAUUCCAUGUCAACAUUCAGCUAAACUUUCUGCUGGUGCCUGUGUGUCUUUAAUGAACGAUUUGUAGACGGCAAACUUUUGAAAAUACAGCACUCCUGGGCUUGCUCAGAACCAACCCUUCUGGGCAUGCUCAGCAGUACCAACAGUAGGUGGCAAUGUGGGGAGCUAAUGUGCUGUGUUCUGUAUGUGGCCAGUUUAUAUUACCAAAAAAGAGCAUGAAGUCCAUUUUUUUUUGUUGUUGUUUUAUGCUUCCUGUUGCGUAAAAAUGUCAUCCAAGGCUAUUUUUAAACGCUUUAUUAUAGAUCAAGUUCCUCACUACUUCCAUGCACAGUCAGCUGCGGUUCUGGGCUUCCCCAGGUUCAUUAUCACCAGUGCUGAGUGACCCAUCAUCUGUGAACACAGCCAGAACAUCAUGGUGCAGUCGAGGUGCUCAGACUGGGUCACUGAACACUGAAAUCACAUGGGUCACUCUCUCAUUUAGAAAUAUUAAAACAAAUUCUUUACAGUUUUACAAACUUUCUUUUCGUAUUUCUAAAAUAUAUGAAUACCACUCACCAAGGAGGUGACCAAGAAACCAAUCAAAUGAAGAGAGCGCUUUCAUAAAUCCAGUCUUGGAGUUUGUUAAAUUUUUUCUUUUUUUUAAAUGGGACUUAACACCUAUUUGUGAAUAAAUGUUAUUAUUGUUGUUGCUAAUGAUAUUAUUAUAGCAAUAUUAAUAAUGCACAAUUAGCAACAACAAUGAUCAAAUGCAUGUUUUGUAAAAUUAACCAAAUGUAUAAAAAGGGUUGAUUUGAUUUUUUAAAUCAAUCCUCGUUUAUU